Plasmopara halstedii is the source of this 1065-nucleotide messenger RNA. RefSeq names its product Ubiquitin-conjugating enzyme E2-binding protein. Gene Ontology annotation, cellular component: nucleus; ubiquitin ligase complex; cytosol. Bases 1 to 1065 code for a protein of 354 amino acids. The record is from RefSeq and is a predicted model, not a curated record. Gene Ontology annotation, biological process: protein polyubiquitination; protein monoubiquitination; protein autoubiquitination. The transcript is spliced from 2 exons. NCBI's taxonomy places the organism in Eukaryota, Oomycota, Peronosporomycetes, Peronosporales, Peronosporaceae. Gene Ontology annotation, molecular function: ubiquitin protein ligase activity; cyclin binding; ubiquitin conjugating enzyme binding.
AUGUUUCAUCGUAUUGAAAUGAAUGAAGUGACUGAAGAUGGAAAUGUCCAAACGAUUGUGGAGUCGUUUGUUGAAUAUCAAGUAAAUAUUGGCUGUUAUCAAUGUUAUCUCUAUUUUACUCGAACUGUACCACUGGAUAUCACGAAAUGUACCAUUCAAGGUACAUUUUCACGGAUUGCAUUGGUGUACCCAUGUGAGAAUGAUGAUGAAGUUGGUACAACGACUCAAGUACUUUGGUAUCUUGAUAUUAAACAACAUGUUGACAUUUCAACUUGCACAAUAGAAGACAAGAACGAUCAUUGGUACAUGCGUCUUCCCGUCCAUUCAAAUACAUCGCAUGGUUUCUCGUCAAUCUCAAGUCAUGAGUUAGAAGCAGAGAAUUAUGGUACAAUUUCAUGUCGAACUUGUACCAUGCCAUUGGUACACUCGAAUAUUAUUAACAAAGUCUUGCCAUUACCAUCUACCAACUGGAUGGAUAUGUUGGACUUUUGGGGAGCUGGAGAUGGUGCAUUUGAACAUAUUCCACGUGAAGGAAUUGUAGCACAGCCGCAUCGUGUGCUUGUAGGUGAGUCUUUUGUAUUACUACAUGUUCAAGAUUUUCUGGUACAUGCUAUUGUGGCACAUGGUACCACAACAGAGGGGGAAUGGGUACCAUUGAAAUGUACCAAAUGUUGUGUUUCAAUUGGUUUGUCAAGUUUCGAUCAUGUUGAAACUAUUCGUCUUGAUAAACAUUUGAUACAUGCUUCAAAGAAUACAAUGACAAGUUUGGAGGAUCAAGAGAAUGUUUUUGCAACAUAUACUGUUGAUAGUAUCGUAUGUGCCAAAAUAUUGGAACAAGCAGAUGCUGAUGGUACCUUUCGUUUUCGUUUGACAACUGGUACACUUGGUACCUCGAUGAAUUUACAACUUUUAAGUUGGAAUACCCUGAUCAAACAUCGUCAUGUCCCAACAUUUCGACGUGUACUCAAAGUAUUGUACAAACAUGAUCAAGUCUUGUCCGAUCAUGCGUACGAAAUUCAUCUUUCAACUAAUAUGUACGCAACGAUCGUCCAGCGACUUCAAUAA